Thelazia callipaeda (thelaziosis nematode) is the source of this 297-nucleotide messenger RNA. The record is from the annotation of a GenBank genome assembly. NCBI's taxonomy places the organism in Eukaryota, Metazoa, Nematoda, Chromadorea, Rhabditida, Thelaziidae.
AUGCCUAUUCGUCCGACCGCUCCUCCUGUUUUGCGUGUUCUGUUCAUUUUCAAGAAUAGAUUCCUUUGUGAUUGGUUAGUUAUCUGUAAGUGUAUGGGCAAGAGCGGUUGUUUUAUUUUAGGCUUAGCAGUUGUGAUCAUACGAUUUGAAGAUAGCAAUUUUGGGAGAGCGCUGCAAGAUAGUAGAAUUGUUUUGCGGAUUCUACUACUUGCAUUAACGAAUUUCGCGCUAGCUUCAGAAAUACGUGACUUGAUGGAUCGAAAUGAACUAUUUGAUCUUAUUGGCAGCAUGUUUUGA